Molecule: messenger RNA, 1163 nt
Organism: Tachyglossus aculeatus (Australian echidna)
Lineage: Eukaryota; Metazoa; Chordata; Mammalia; Monotremata; Tachyglossidae
Product: gametocyte-specific factor 1-like
Exons: 10
Coding region: 287-1048 (253 amino acids)
Source: RefSeq, a predicted model, not a curated record
CGCCUCCUCUCACCGUCCCCCAUUUUCCUCAGGCCCCGACCCCAGUCACACACACACCUUGGAGCAGCUAUUCUGCGUCUCCUUCUCCUCAGCCCGACCCCCGCUGCCUUCGUAUCCUCCAGCCUCGUCUUCCUGCCAACCGCCCCCGCUUCAAUAAGGAGAUCAAGGUCAACGAUUUGUCCACCCGAGUCAGGGGGCGGCUGGGAACCAUUGUUCGUGCCUCUGGUCGCUGAGCUUCCCAACCACACCCCGCUCCGCCUGCUGACUUCUGCUUCCAGUUGCCAACAUGAAUUCAUACGGAGACUCUCUGGAUCCUGAAAAGCUAGUCCAAUGCCCCUACGACAAGAGCCACCAGAUCCGGGCAUGCCGCUUCCCCUACCACCUUAUCAAAUGCAGAAAGAAUCACCCGAACAUUGCCAAUCAGCUGGCUACCUGCCCCUUCAAUGCCCGGCACCAGGUGCCCCAGGCAGAGAUCGGUCACCACAUCUCCAACUGUGACGACAAGAGCUGCAUCGAGCAGGAUGUGGCUAGCCAGUCGUGGAACUACCAGGGCGAAGCCCAGCCUGUAAGCAGCUGGCAGUCCCCACCAUGCAAUGAGGAUUGGGAUAAAGACUUGUGGGAAUCAAAGAAUUUCAUAUUUGUCUGGGGCAGCACCAGCACCAGCACUGACAGCAAUUUAAGCUCCCAAGUAGCCCAGAAGUCUCCUCUGGCUGGAAACGUGACCCACGGCACCGGGAGUGGUGGCGGUGGUGCCAUUGGCGGCGGUGGUGCCAUUGGCGGCGGUGGUGCCAGUGGUGGCGGUGGUGCCAUUGGCGGCGGUGGUGCCAGUGGUGGCGGUGGUGCCAUUGGCGGCAGUGGUGCCAGUGGUGGCGGUGGUGCCAUUGGCGGCAGUGGUGCCAGUGGUGGCGGCGGUGGCAGCGGCAGUGAUGGCAGCGGCGGUGGCACUGCCAGUGGCGGCGAGCCUAAAAGUAACCUGGCAUCAGGGAUGCGAGUGCCCAAAUCCCUUCCUUACGCGCUGCCUUGGAAGACCCGUGGCAAAACACAGUAAUGGGCCGCCCAUCCAUCUCGCCAAGUGACUGCCUCAGCAUCAUUCCCCUCUCUUCAGACGGCAGCCAGCUCUAAGUGGACCGAAAGCAAUUUCACUUCCAUUUUCUUUCAGAUUA